Messenger RNA from Sturnus vulgaris (Common starling), 3739 nucleotides. The record is from RefSeq and is a predicted model, not a curated record. NCBI's taxonomy places the organism in Eukaryota, Metazoa, Chordata, Aves, Passeriformes, Sturnidae.
AAGAAAUUGGAUGUUUAGGGUUUUUCUUUGGUGCUUUAGGGCCCUAAAUAGGGAAUUAGGUGUUGACACAAGUGCUGUGAGGAAACACAGAUCGUUCUGUGCCGUGUGUGACACCGGAUCCCGUUUCAGCCGGGCACAGCUCUGCCCCUCUCCCGGCUGUGUUUACUCAGCCCUCAUCCAAGUUAAACAUUGAUAGCUGCCAGUGGCAGCAUGGGAACAGUGCCUGGCAUCAGGGAAUACUGACUCUGCAAAAUGGACCUCUGCUUUUGGGGCUGCCUUUAAGUGGAUAGCCUGUGAUGGCAACUAAGUUUUCUUUUUCAGCUCUGUUACAGGCCUGGGAUGAGUUGGACCUAAAUUCAGAGUGAAAAUUAAGUGAUAAAUGACAAAGGCCUGAUUGGAAAUCUAUGAAUGAGUCCAUUUCCUGCCACUGACUCCAGUGCAUUUCCAGAUGCUCUUCUACAACGGGUAGCAGAAUUGGAAAAGGUCAAUGCAGAAUUUCUGCGCACAAAGCAGCAACUUGAGCAAGAAUUUAAUCAAAAGAGAGCAAAAUUUAAGGAGUUAUACCUGGCUAAGGAAGAGGACCUGAAAAGGCAGAAUGCAGUGCUGCAGGCAGCCCAGGAUGACCUGGGCCAGCUGAGGACCCAGCUGAUGGAAGCCCACGCCGAAAUGGAGAACAUCAAGGCCAUAGCCACGGUGUCAGAGACCACCAAGCAGGAGGCCAUCGAUGAGGUCAAGAGGCAGUGGCAAGAAGAAGUGGCUUCCCUCCAGGCCAUCAUGAAAGAGACUGUUCGUGACUAUGAGCUGCAGUAUCACCACAGGAUGGAGCAAGAGCGAGCUCAGUGGAGCCAGUACCGAGAAAACAUGGAGAGGGAAAUUGCAGAGUUAAGGAGGAGACUGUCUGAAGGCCAGGAGGAAGAAAACCUAGAAAAUGAAAUGAAAAAGGCUCAGGAAGAUGCUGAGAAGCUGCGCUCGGUUGUGAUGCCCAUGGAGAAAGAAAUUGCAGCCCUAAAGGAGAAACUGGCAGAGGCUGAAGAAAAAAUAAAAGCAGCAUCAGAGGUUAAAGAGCUGAACCAUUAUUUAGAGGCUGAGAAGUCGUGUAGGACAGACUUGGAGAUGUAUGUGGCUGUUCUCAACACACAAAAAUCAGUCCUGCAAGAAGAUGCAGAGAAGUUGAGGAAGGAGCUGCAUGAAGUUUGCCAUCUCCUAGAGCAAGAGAGGCAGCAGCACAACCAGCUGAAGCACACGUGGCAGAAAGCCAAUGACCAAUUCCUGGAGUCCCAGCGCCUGCUGAUGAGGGACAUGCAGAGGAUGGAAAUCGUGCUCACCUCGGAGCAGCUCCGGCAGGUGGAAGAGCUGAAAAAAAAGGAUCAGGAAGAAGAUGAUCAGCAAAGGCUUAGCAAGAGAAAGGAAGAGAAGCAAAAAGAUUCAGAUGAUGAAACAAAGGCUUCGUGUUCUCUGGCCCCUGAAGAAACCCUUACCCAGCUCUCUAAUGAAGAGGUGCACGUGAACAGCACCCAUGGCUCAGUCCAUUCCCUGGAUGCAGACUUGCUUCUUUCCUCUGGCGAAUCCUUCAAUAAACCAGACUCUGAUAUGUUUAAAGAUGGACUUCGGAGAGCACAGUCAACAGACAGUCUGGGCACGUCUGGAUCCUUACAGUCCAAAGCUUUAGGAUACAACAACAAAGCAAAAUCUGCUGGGAACCUGGAUGAGUCGGAUUUUGGACCACUGGUGGGAGCAGAUUCAGUGUCUGAGAACUUUGAUACGGCUUCCCUUGGAUCCCUGCAAAUGCCGAGCGGGUUCAUGUUGACCAAAGAUCAGGAAAAAGCAAUCAAAGCAAUGACACCAGAGCAAGAAGAGACUGCUUCCCUGCUCUCCAGUGUCACCCAGGGCGUGGAAAGUGCUUAUGUGUCCCCCAGUGGGUACCGCCUGGUCAGCGAGACCGAGUGGAACCUGCUGCAGAAGGAGGUGCAGAAUGCAGGGAACAAGCUGGGCAGGCGCUGUGACAUGUGCUCCAAUUAUGAGAAGCAGUUGCAAGGUAUCCAGAUCCAGGAGGCUGAGACCAGAGACCAGGUGAAAAAGCUGCAGGUGAUGCUGAGACAAGCAAAUGACCAGCUGGAAAAGACAAUGAAAGAUAAACAGGAAUUGGAGGAUUACAUGAAACAAAGUGCUGAAGACUCCUCUAAUCAGAUCUCCUUGCUCAUGGCCAAGUGUCAGAAGUCAGAGAAUUUCCUCAGUGAGCUGCAGCAGGCCUUUCUGCAAGCCAAGAGAAGUGUCCAGGAGCAAAUGGCUGUCCUGACACAGUCAAGGGAGCAGGUUUCAGAAGAGUUGGUGAGACUGCAGAAAGAUAAUGAAAGCCUUCAAGGAAAACACAGCUUGCAUGUGUCCUUACAGCAGGCUGAAGAUUUCAUUCUACCAGAAGCAGCAGAGGAGCUCCGGGAGCUGAUCCUCAAGUACCGGGAGGACAUCAUCUGUGUGAGGACAGCAGCAGAUCACCUCGAGGAGAAGCUGAAGGCUGAGAUCCUCUUCCUGAAAGAACAGAUCCAAGCUGAACAAUAUCUGAAAGAAAAUAUAGAGGAAACUCUACAGCUGGAAAUAGAGAAUUGCAAAGAGGAAAUAGCUUCCAUUUCCAGUUUAAAAGCUGAACUGGAAAGAAUAAAAGUGGAAAAGGAACAGUUGGAAAGUUCUUCACAGGAAAACCUGCAGCAGCUGGAGAGUCUGCAGGAGGCAAAGAACACUCUAGAAGAACAGCUGAAGAAGGAGACUGCAGCAAAGGCCAACCUUGAGCAGCUGGUGUUUGAAGAGAAGAACAAAGCCCAGCGGUUGCAGACUGAAUUAGAUGUCAGUGAGCAAGUGCAGAGAGACUUUGUAAAGCUUUCUCAGACACUUCAGGUGCAGCUGGAGAGGAUCCGGCAGGCAGAUUCCCUGGAGAGGAUCCGUGCAAUCCUGAACGACACAAAACUGACGGACAUUAAUCAGCUCCCUGAAACAUGACACCCUGCUGGGCUCCGAGGCUGCUCUGGGUUUUUAACUCAUCUUUAUAGCAACAUUAAUUAUUAUUUAACUCUAACCGAGAGAGCAGAGGACAACAGAGGGGAGCAAUGACUUAAGUUUUGUUUCUAGAGGGGAAAAAGGUUUCGUACUGGGCAGGAGGAGAGCACAAGGGUGACUUGUAGUGUAGGAAGGAGAAUUUCUAAUGGAAACACUAAUGAGUGCAGUGUUUCGUGUUCCACUGAGUGGGAUCAGUCCUUACAUUCUGAAAAACUUCCCUCUUUCAGCCGACUUCGUAACCUAAUAUAGAGUUUUGGAACAUAUACCCCUGUCUUUCCCUCUGUCCUUUCCCCCACUACUGUGAUCAAAGUAGCUGCUGGAAACUGUAUUGUCCCUCCAAAACGUUGAAGAGCAAAGUGGUUGAAGUUUUUCUGUUUGAAUAGUCAGUAACAGUAUUCAGCUAGCAGAGAGAAUGAGGUGUAGAGUAUGCUGUAUGAAUAUUUUAUAUUAAAAUAUGACUUUAUUAGCAGGACACUGGAUAUUGAUCUUAUUUCAUAACUCAGUACUUUUUUUUAAAACCAUUGGCUCUGUGAAGAAUCUGAAUGCUGCUGAAAUGUGGAUAUGAGUGAGUUGUGUAUCUCCUGAACAGAUAAAUGCUAAUCCAAAAGAAAAAGAAUACUGUACUGAGAAUUUAACUCCUUGCCAUUUUUCUGUUGAAUUCAGAUACUGAAAGAAAAGCACAAGAAAUGCA